AUGCUGCGGCGCCACCACUGCCGGCGCUGCGGGAACGUCUUCUGCGACGCGUGCUCCUCUGCGCGCAUGCCAUUGGUCAACUCGGGCUUCUUCAACCCGGUCAGAGUGUGCGCCAAGUGCUCGGUGGCGGCCAAGAAGGCGCACGCUAGAAUGGUGCAGGAGCGGCAGAAGGCCAGGAGUUUCCAGCCUGCCAGACGGCACAGUGACACGGGGGAUAGAGGAGACUCGGGCAGAGGGGGCGACGUGAUGGAGGGGGGUAUCAUGACGUCCAAUGGACGACGACAAGUACCCGGUAAUUUAUCCAGAGGCGCGUCGUGCGAGAGUUCCAGCGAGCGGGAGCGGACGGGCAGUGAGGAGACGGACCACGCUGGAGGACACUUUGGGCAUGGGGACGGACUCCUGCAGACUCUACCGGGUGAGGCAGUGCUGGUGAGGAACGACAACGUCCGGGUCAGGUUCCUGGACAGGAUAGAGCAUACGGGGAUACUCUACGUGACGAACUACCGACUGGUGUUUAGCCCCGCCCCGGACGGUGGGGAGAUAGACGAGUUGCCGUAUGCCAGUGAUCUGCACUCGGAAGCUUUGGUGGCGUACCAGGCCGUCCCCCUCGUGACGAUAGAUCGGGUUAAGCGCAAGGAGAUGGUGGAGACGGAUACGGGGAUGCUGGAGAUUGUCGGGAAGGAUUUCAGGCGACUGUACUUUAUCUUUGAAGGGCUCGUGUCCAAGCAGACGUUCAGUCAGUUCGAUCGAACGUACGCGCUUGUAAGGAUGCACGCGCUCGGUGAACCGGAAGGGAAAGUGGACGAGUUUGCCAAGUUUUCACUGGAAAGAUUUGAUGGCGUUAACGGUGCAGUGGAUGGUUGGAGAGUGUAUGAUGCAGUGGCGGAAUUCCAGCGCAUGGGCUUAUCGGCGUCCACGAAUCGAUGGCGACUGAGCUACAUCAACGAGCAGUACGAAUUGUGUCCAACCUACCCGUCAGUGUUGGCCGUUCCGUCUUCUGUAUCUGACAGCGUGUUGGCGGUGGCGUCCAAGUUUCGUUCUAAAGGUCGAAUCCCCGUUCUCUCGUGGCGUGACCGCCAUACAGGCGCGGUGAUCUGUCGAAGCAGUCAGCCGCUCGUUGGUCUCGGACAGAAGCAGUGCGACAAGGACGUCUUCCUCAUCCAGGCCAUCGCAGCGACCAAUCCGUCGUCGACGAAGCUUGUGAUUAUUGAUGCGCGGCCCUGGAAGAAUGCUAUAGCACAAAAGACUGUCGGUCGUGCGGGUUACGAACUCACGGAACACUAUGAAAUGCGUCAUGGAACAGCGUCGUUGAAAUACGCGGAUAUGGUCGCAUCUGAACAUAAUGCAGCAGCGGCUGCAGCCAUAUCUGCCGCCGAGCUCUCUAUCAAUGGCGAUUCACUAUCGGUCAAUGAUUCCAGUGUUGCGAGCGGCUGGGGCGAUAGUGAUGAACGCAGACAGAUUCUGGAGACGAUGGAGGCGUCGCUGGUUUUGACCGAGUGCAAGUUAAUUUUCAUGGGCAUCGAGAAUAUUCAUCAGAUGCGCAAAAGUUACCACAAACUCAUGGAUCUAUGCACUACGAAGCAGAACAACGACAAGUGGCUCGACCAGUUGGCUUCAACUCACUGGAUGGACCACAUCUCUCGCAUACUGGACUCGGCCGUGGAAAUCGUCCGCAUCGUCAAGGAACAGAAGUCCAGCGUUCUGAUUCAUUGUAGCGAUGGGUGGGACCGUACAGCUCAGCUUACAGCUCUUACGGAAUUGCUGAUUGAUCCAUACUACCGAACUGUGCAAGGAUUUCAGGUGCUGAUUGAGAAAGAAUGGUGCAGCUUUGGUCACAAGUUCCGGGAUCGAACGGGGCAUGGCGCGAGCAACAACUCUAACGAAAUCUCGCCGGUUUUCCUGCAGUGGAUUGAUUGCGUGUGGCAAGUGUUAGUCCAAUCCCCAAGUGCGUUCGAGUUUAACGAGCGAUACCUCAUUCUCAUCCUGGAUCACCUGUACUCGUGCCGCUUCGGCACGUUCCUGUACGACUCUGAACGGGAGCGCGUCGAGCAGGAAGCCCUCCAUCCGACCCAAUCUCUGUGGUCAUUUCUUAGCACAAUGGAUCGUUCUGUGGUACUGAACCCGUUUUAUCAACCGCACAACGCCCCGCGCAUGAAGUGGAAAGCGAGCGUGACGGCUACACGCCAGUGCUUCGAGAGGAAAAUUGGAGAUGAAUACGUUGAAUCUCCCCGAUCAAUUCCUCAUAUGACCCAUGAAGACUGCGACGUGCACUCGCUAGUGGACGGGUUUCAAGACUACAAAAUGAGUAGAUGCAUAUUUGACUCGGAUGGAUCCUCUUCAGGGUGUUCAAGUUCCACCUCGAUGGCGUUCGGGAGUACUGUUGCAGUGGCGUCUUCGCCAGCGCACUCGAAGGAUGAAGCGACGGAUGCUCAGGUGAAUGCAGCCUUGGAGUCCACGCACAUGCAGCUGUCACAUGAACUGGAACACAACGGUUUAAAAUUUGGCGGUGAUGACUUGGUUAAUUGGGACUGCGAGAGCGAUACGGAGAUGGCGAUGCUACAGCCGUCGUGCUACCACAAAAUCGUUCGCGAUCUGGAUGCAGGCUUCUCGUUCCCUCAACCGCUGGAGGCAUCAGCGCUGUCGAGCUUUCCCUCGUCCCCAGCUGUUGCCCCGCGCUCUCGCUCGUUCUACUUCGGUCGCUACGCUGAAGAUGGUGGGAGUGUUGUAAAGCCGUCGACGCCGAAGUCCCGUUCAUCGCUGACUUCGCUGUUCAUGCCCGCGGUAGAGCGAGCGCCGCUGUCGGACGGUCUGUGGAAUACGUCAGAUACCGACGCUGUUUCGGAGGGUGAUGAGAUCGGUCGCUAUGGGGCCCUCGCCUCGUGUGAAGAUGUGAUCGUGCCGUCCUGCUCGAUGAAGUCGCUCAGGUUCUGGGCGCACUACUAUCUGCGGUGGGAUCCCACCAGCCACUUCGACCGAGAUGCAAGCGUCGAGAUUGAGACGGUACAUCUCGAGUUACUCAUGCGGCUAGAAGCGUUGACCAAGCGAGUGGAUAUGGCUCGGGGUGACGAAGGGAUGAAGUGGGAGCGCAAGACCCAGCACGUCUUGUACGACUCCCCGGAUCGCCCUGGUGAUGUGAGCUCGCCUAGUAGUGUGUCGCCCCUGAAGCCGUGUCCAAGACGCGAGCGCAGGGCGACCUCAGAAGGAAGCACGUCGUCUCAGGACUCGGUUCUAAGUGCGGCAAAUGAUUCAAAGCUUGCCAAGCAGAUCGCGCAGUUGAAGGAGCAGAGGCGUCGAAGUCUCGAGGAAGUGGAAGCCAAAUACCAGAAGCAGCUCGCCGAAUUACUCCGGGCCAACGUGGCAGCAGGCGAUGCUUAA
Molecule: messenger RNA, 3375 nt
Organism: Phytophthora sojae
Lineage: Eukaryota; Oomycota; Peronosporomycetes; Peronosporales; Peronosporaceae
Exons: 5
Coding region: 1-3375 (1124 amino acids)
Biological process (GO): dephosphorylation
Molecular function (GO): metal ion binding; phosphatase activity
Source: RefSeq, a predicted model, not a curated record